Molecule: messenger RNA, 1438 nt
Organism: Aspergillus calidoustus
Lineage: Eukaryota; Fungi; Ascomycota; Eurotiomycetes; Eurotiales; Aspergillaceae
Source: the annotation of a GenBank genome assembly
AAGGAUUAUGCCGAUGCCCAUAAACUCCUCGGUGCACCCCGCAUCUCUUGAUUUCCAGAAGAGAUCAGUACUCGCAAGACACAGACACAUCUAAGAGCCACUCACUCACUGACAUUGUCAUCUCAAAGUCAACAUGGCAACCCCAACCUACCAACCGGCCAUAAUGAGCGCCUCGCUCGGCCGCGCCUGGGCCCACGACCUCGCCCACAAAAUUGCCUGCGCCUCUGCAGCUGGCUUCAAAGGGAUCGAGAUCUUUUACGAAGACCUAGAAUACCACGCCCGCUCUCUCGGCAACCUGCCCCAAACGGCCUCGCCCUCCGACGACGCCCUCCUAACCGCAGCAUCAGACAUCCACACCCUCUGCACAACCCACAACCUCACCAUACUCGGCCUCCAACCCUUCCUCUUCUACGAAGGCCUAAAAGACCGAACCCAGCACGCGAAACUAAUCACAAAAAUGAACCUCUGGCUCCGCCUCGCGCACGCCCUCCACACAAACACCAUCCAAAUCCCGGCAAACUUCCUCCCCGCCUCGGAACUCAUCACCGACGAUAACAUGGAUACACUCGUCGCAGACCUGCAACAGAUUGCGGACCUCGGCGCCGCACAGAACCCACCGAUCCGCUUUGCAUACGAGAAUCUCUGCUGGAGUACCCUCGUUGAUACACCCGCAAAGCUCUGGAAUGUGGUUUCGAGGGUCGACCGGCCGAACUUCGGCAUGUGUCUCGAUACAUUCAACAUCGCGGGCCGGAUCUGGGCGGACCCUGCCGCUGAGAGCGGCAAGACGGAGAAUGCAGAUGCGGAGCUCAAAGAAGCCCUCGAGCGCAUGGUCGCUGAGAUCGACGUGGCAAAGGUCUUCUAUAUCCAGGUUGUCGAUGCGGAGCGUAUGGAGACGCCGUUGGUACCGGGCCAUGAGUUUUAUGUCGAGGGGCAGCCGGCGCGGAUGAGUUGGUCGAGGAAUGCGAGGACGUUCAUGUACGAGGUUGACCGCGGGGCGUACUUGCCUGUUGAGGAGGUUGCGAGGGCAAUUAUACAUGGGCUUGGGUACGAGGGGUUUGUGUCGAUGGAGUUGUUUUCUCGGACGAUGGCGGAGGAGGGAGAGCAUGUGAGUGGGGAGCAUGCUGCGAGGGGGAUUCGGGCGUGGGAGACAUUUGCAGAGAGGCUACAACUAAAUCAAUAAACUAGGCAGCCCAGCCUGAGUAGUAAGUCAUACGAGGAAUGAACUUCAAUGCUGUGCAAGUAAUUAAUCACAUAUCAAUAUCCUUCCCAUCCAACCACUCCUUGGCCAACCGAUACAACAAAUCAUGCUUCUCCCCAUUCACCGUCCCUACAUGCCUCCGAUGUCCCGGCAUAUCCCUCAACACCUUAACCCCCAUGGUCAACUCCUGACAGUACGCAAGACACUUGUACCCCUCCGGAUACUCCUCGAGCUUCUGCA